CCGAGCCCUGUACCUGGAAGCAGUUCUGACCCCAUAAGUUGGGAUCCAUGGCUGCAGUGCUAAUGUGCCGAAGAUUCCCAAGGCUGAGCAGGGUGACCACACUUGUGACCACAGCCACACGCAAGGCCGAGGGCGGGAGCAGCAAAAGGAAGCAGCAGAAGGAAGAGAGCCUGGAAAAAGCUGACGCUGGAGCCGACCCCGUGGCCACAAUCCAGCUGCUGAACCCCCUGCACUACAGAGUGUUGUAUAAUCCAGAUGCCUAUGCCAAAAGCAGAGCUGCCUCCCAGCAGCACCCUGCUAGCAGCAGUGGCCAGGCUCUCAGUGAUGAUUUCACCACCUCUUCCCAAGCCUUGCCACCCAUCAGAAAUGCCCUGCCAAAGGCCAAGGCCAAACUGCACCCCCAGCAGACUGUCUCAGCCUGUUUCUCUACACCACAAACCAAGGAGGAAGCAGAGAAUGAAAGCCAGGAGAUGCAUGACUCCAAGGAGGAUCCUCGUAUGUUUCAGAAGGGGAGGCCUGAGUAUAGGUUUGUCAGCUAUGACAGGUUUGAGCCAGCAGAGCCCCUUUCAUUAGAAGAAGCUGACUCCAUUCUCUGCAGCGUGGCUGCACACAGGGACAGCCAGAGCCCCGGAGCCAUCGCUGACGCUUUCCGCAAGCUGAGCUGUUUGCUGGUGGGGCACCACGCAGUGCUGGUGGCCAGUGCCCAGUUUGAUACACUGUGUGGCUGUGCCAUGGAGAACAUCAGGUCAUUCAGCACUUCAGAUCUCAUUGAUGUCUUAAAGGCUUGUGUCUGUCUGGCUGUUCCACCCAGCCACCCUCUGCUGAAUGCUUGUGACAGCGAGUUCUGCCGGCGGGUGUGGGACAUGGACCUGGACCAGCUGCUGCUGGUGGCCGACUGCUGGCGCUGUCUGGAUCGUAGUGUGCCUUCCUACCUGAGCAUUUUGUUCAGCUAUGCCAACAUGCAUUGGAAAGACCUCACCUUACCCCAGUUUGUCCAGCUCCUUUAUAUCAUAGGUGAAGGCCAGAGGUCACCUGUGGACUUGAUGCAGAAGGUGGAGAGCGUGAUUUUGAAGUACUUGGACUCCUUCACCUUGGAGGAGGUGGGUGCUGUCUGCCUAGGGCUCUUCAAGUCCCUCAGUGGUAUCUCUGACCAUGUCAUGAGAAGGAUUGCAGACAGAGUCUCCCUGCAGAUGGAGGACAUGAGCACUUAUGCUCUGGUGAACGUGCUGAAGCUCCUGCGCUGCACCCGCAUGGACCACUUACCCCUGCUGAAGGAGCUUGGGAAGGUCGUUCCCGCUCGCAUUCCCACCACAAACAUCCAGGGCAUCAUGCACAUUGCUCUUACUUGUUCGUCCUUACACUACUUUGAUGAAGGUGUUAUGGCUGCUGUAGCCACCUCUCUGCCCUCAAAGGUGACUUACUGCCGGAGCAAAGAUGCUGCCAAGUUGUUGUGGUCAUAUGGAUGCCUGGACUAUGAACCUCCUAACAGGGAAGAGUUUUACUCCAGCCUGAUAGAGCAGAUGCAUAGAAAACUCCAUGAAUUUAGGAAGUUUCCAGAGCAUCUCCUUACUGGUUUACUUGGCCUGGCAUUUGUCAAACGCUUCCCAGAGGAGCUGAUAGACUAUGCUUUGAGGGAUGACUUUGUGGAGAAAACAAGAGGUAGCAAAUAUGAGCUCCAAAAGGACCUGUUCACCCUUGGGAAAAGUGUUGAAAUUGAGUGCCCAAGUUACCAAGGCAGCCGCCUUUCACCUCAGCUUUAUCAAGAGAUGACUGAGAUGGUUUUGAAUUUUGCAGAGCAAGAAAUCUAUGUCAGGCCUGAAAUUGUGGAAGCCACAUCUCUUCUGGAGAGCAUGUUAGGUGGCCUGGAGUACGUGAAAAUUCACAUGAUCCUGCCUCACACCAGAUCAAGCGAUCUGGAGGUUCACUUGGCCAUGGAUGGACAUCCCAUCCCUUUCAAUUUCAAGGACAAUGUUAGGGGUAAGACAUUAAAAGACAUUGGGGUUAGUCUAACAGAUGACUUAAUGACUCAGCUCAUAAAAGGAGGGUCUCAUAGCCAGUCUCCUCUGGGAGUGGGAAAUGAAGCCAGCACCCCUGGUGAGGACAGGAGAGAAGCAGCACAACCGCCACACGCUGGGGAUCAUACUGCACUUUCAUGUGGAGCUCUUACCGCAACCACUGGCUUGGGAGUGGAGCUUAAAUCAGGGCCUAAGUCAGCCCUCCCUUCUCCUGCGUGGAAGCAGCAGCCUCGGGAGGUGAAACUGGCCAUUCAGGUGUCCAACAAAAACCACUACUGCUACUGCUCCAAGCGCCUCUUGGGGCUGCACCGCUUGAAGCGGCGGCAGCUGCAGCAGCUGGGCUACGUGGUGGUGGAGCUGCCCUUCUGGGAGUGGUUCCCUCUGCUCAAACGCACGCGCCUGGAGAAGCUGAGCUACCUGCAUUACAAAGUGUUCGACCCCGCGCUGCUCAGCAGGGCUGCCUAGCGUGGGGUGGCUGGCUCAGAGCCUGGCCCAACCUCCCAGAGGUGUCUUCUCUUUGGAUUGCUGGUUCCAGUGGUCUCUGAGGGUUGGCUCAGUGUUUGGCAGGUGCUCAGGCUGCCCAGCUUAGUUAGGCAGUUCUGCUCUGCCAGCAGUCCUGUGUCCCAUGCUCUCUUCUUGUAUGUGGAUCCUCAGAUGCUUUCAUGACAAA
This is a messenger RNA of Indicator indicator, 2685 nucleotides long. RefSeq names its product FAST kinase domains 5 (gene FASTKD5). The transcript is spliced from 2 exons. Gene Ontology annotation, cellular component: ribonucleoprotein granule; mitochondrial matrix. NCBI's taxonomy places the organism in Eukaryota, Metazoa, Chordata, Aves, Piciformes, Indicatoridae. Gene Ontology annotation, molecular function: RNA binding. Gene Ontology annotation, biological process: regulation of mitochondrial mRNA stability; mitochondrial RNA processing. The record is from RefSeq and is a predicted model, not a curated record. Bases 48 to 2480 code for a protein of 810 amino acids.